CAAACGAGGAGCGAUCCUGUUUAUGUGAUGACUAAUAAAGAAAACAAUAAGAAUUGAUGCAGGUUGCUGCAGGUUCAGUCGCGUUAGUGCUUGAGUAAGGAGGGACCAGCUGACGCAGCGGACUGGCUGACACUACUGCGGUGUCCAGUGCCGAGCCUAGCGCUUUUGCCUUGAGACUUUAUCUCAGUGCUUUGUGAAAUCCGAGAUUGUGCGUGUGCGUUUCGCUCGUGCGCUUGUGUGUGUUUGUGUGCGUCGCGCUCCUGAUUCUGCGUCGCAUCUCGCUCCCCGUGCUCCUCCUCCGUCUCCAGUCACAGCCGCGACCGUCGUCACCCUGGGCCGCCUGCCGCCCCCUGAUGCCUGACGCAACACCAUGUCCUCGCCCAUAGACUGCGGACCGCCGCGCAAGCUCCGGGAGGAUUACGACCUCGACGACGAGGUGUUUGUGGACGACCAUGACCAGGACGGCGACGAGGGCGUGGAGCUGCGCGACAAGACCCCGCUGCAGCCGCGCGUGCGUCGCGUCUCUGACGUGAUCGACUCUAUCGGCAACAGCCCCGUGCACCAGCACCUCAUGGACGCCAUCGAGGCCAUGGAGGGCCGCAGGCUGAGCGACCCGGUGGGGCUGCUGCAGCGGCACGACACGCUGCCGUCCAGGCGCUCGGACAGCUUCGCCAUGAACGGGCUCAACUCGGCGGGGAGGCCCCAGUCCAUGCUGGUGGACCAGGGCUAUGGGAGCUCUAGCACCAUGUCGCCCCACUACUUGGUGUAUUCUCAGCCCCCCGUGCCCAUCAAUGUGGGCAAAGCCAGACUUGCCAAUGAUACGAUUGAUGCUCAGCCGUACAAUGUGCCUCCAACGACCCCCGGUAUUCAGGCCAAAAUGAGUGUCGAGAAAGAUUCGGAGGAAUACAACAUGAAUCAUCCUCGACGUGGGAAAGCUGUCAUUUUCAACCAUGAUGUCUUCAAUAUUGAUGGUAUUAAUUCACGCUCUGGUUCAGAGGUUGACGUGAAAAAUCUUGUGCAAACGUAUGAUGGGCUUGGAUUUCAGUCUGUUGUAUUCAACAAUCUGAAUUAUGCUGAGAUUAAAGCUGAAAUCAGUAAACUGGCUGCCGAAGACUUCUCUGAUGCGGACUGCCUGUGCGUCACUGUUCUCACGCAUGGAAUGGGCACCAACUACUUACUUGCCAGAGACAUUCCCUAUAGCAUUGAUACACUUUGGACUCCAUUCACAGCUGACCGAUGCUUGUCUCUUGCUGGCAAACCCAAACUCUUCUUUAUCCAGGCCUGCCGAGGGGAGAGAUUGGAUUCUGGAGUCACUCUUGUGUCUCACCGCCACCGUUCCGAGACAGACUCUGGUACACCAGUAGAAUCUUACAAAAUUCCAACGCAUGCCGAUUUCCUCAUGGCUUACAGUUCUGUUGAAGGAUUUUUCUCUUGGCGUAACCCAGAAGAUGGCACAUGGUUCAUUCAAUGCCUAUGUGAAGAGUUGCAGAAAAAUGCGGCUAAAACAGAUCUAUUGAAAUUGCUUACCAAUGUUUCUCGUAAAGUGGCUCUGGACUAUCAGUCCUUCAAUGACGUGAUACCUUGGCAACAUGAACAGAAGCAGGUGCCCUCAAUUGUUUCUAUGCUGAUCAGGGACGUCCAUUUGCGCCCCAAAUACUAAUUUUUUUGUACUAGUAUGAAGUGUAAGGUAAGACCAAUGAAAAACCAAAACAAACAAAAAAAGAAAAAAAAGUUUUAAAAAAGAGGAUAGAGAUCUACAACUUAGAGAGUUGUGAUGGAAAAUUAGCUUGAAAGUUUCUAAAACUCUUCAAGAUUUACUUUAUAUAGUUCACUGCCAUUGUGCCAAUAUGACCAGUGUCUUUCAGCUCUACUUGAGCUUCUUUUCCUGUGAUCUCAUUUGAAUUUCAGACAAGGCAAUGUGUGUGGUCUAGUUUGCAAUCCUAGAUAUUUUAAUUUGAAAUGGGCCUUUGCUUGUUCUUUGCUCAAUUAAGUUUGCAUUCUGUUUGGUGUCUCCUUUUUGUAACCCCUUCAAAUUUCCAUACUUUGUUAUGUAGAUAUACUUUUUUUUUUAAUUUGUCAUUUUAUUACUUUAUAUGUUUUCACUGUUUUUCUUUUCUUAUGAUUAUUCAUUUUAUUACAUACACUACAAGAGAAUCACAUCUGAGGUAGUGAAAUGAAAUAUUCUAUGUAUCAGUUUUAAUGUCUGGUGACUAUUGAUUCCUCCAUCAUACAAUGCAGUGCAACUUUUUAACUUGGGCCACUAAAUUUUUCUAGGUUUUGUAGUAUAGUAAGCUAAACUUGCUUGGCUCUGGUCUCUCACUUCUCACACUGGAGAUUGCAGUUAUGUCUAUAGGAUACUAUUUGUAAGAAGUUGUGAUAUUAAUGAACAAUCUGUGAGUUCUUUUUUUUUUAUUAUUCUGUCUAGUGUGCUCCUCUGCACUUUCACUCUCAUUCCACUCUCAUCUUGAAACAGUCCUUCAAGGUCUCAUUUUAUGUAGUGGUAAUAUUUUCAGUACUUUUUUGCUGUGUUUUUUAUUGUUGGUUUGUUUGUUGAAAGGUGCGAAGGUGCGUACGAUAAUUGUUCCUUCUUACAUCUGUCUCAUUACCUGCACUUUAUGCUCCCCAUCUUUUUACAAUCUAUGAUGAUUAUCUGUUUUGGAAUGUACUCUCUUGCUUACUAUUCAGCCAUUGAUGUAUUCUUAUUGUACUUAAUUAAUUCAAUGAUAUUGAUCUCAUCCUUAUGAACAAAAUCUACCGGAUGUGUUCUGAUUCAUGUGAUUUCUUCAAAUCUUCAAUCUGCCUUUGUGCACGUUGUUGACCUAUCAGCAUUAUACAUUUUGAUUUAUAUUGUUAUCUUAAGAUAUUUGCCAUAGUUUAUGUCGGUUAUGUUAUGUGUGAUUAUUGCUUUACAAUUUUGAUUCAUCAUUUGAUUAAUGAAUACAUCUCUUGCUUUCUCAUAGUUAAUUUUUCAUGCUAAUGUUUUUUAAAUGAAUUUUUCAAUCACCUGUGUGUUCAGUCAGACUGUACUGCCUAUUUCAUUAGGUCUGUUACCUGACUCAGUUAAAUUGAAUUAAGUUUGUAUUCUGGAUCUCAGAAUUAGAACAAUUCUAGAAAGAAAAAGAAACAUUAUUAGACUAUAUUUAGCAUUUUUCUUGUUUUACUUAAUUGUUUUGUUUGUAUCUUAUCUUAUCCCCAAGUCUUUAUGUUUAGUGUUUUAUUGUGCUUAGAUCAAACUUGCAUGAAUAUUAUACCUGUUGUUGAACCUCAUGUGGUACUCAUGAGGAGAAUGUAGCUAACAUUCCCAAGACCACAUUUAGUGGUGUGGUAUUCAAAUGCAAAGUUAAUACAGUGUGAUAAGGUUUUACGGAUCAAAGUCGACUGCUUGUCAUGUUCUCUAUUUUUGCCAUUUUAUAUACAAGUAUAUAUUUCUAUGUGACUCAUGUGAUUUUAAAACCUUGAACAUUUUUUUUCUACAUACAUUUGUACCAAAUCUUUAUAUUUGUACCACAUGUUCAGCUGCAAAUAUAUUUGUUGAAAUCCA
Molecule: messenger RNA, 3541 nt
Organism: Frankliniella occidentalis (western flower thrips)
Lineage: Eukaryota; Metazoa; Arthropoda; Insecta; Thysanoptera; Thripidae
Product: caspase-1-like
Exons: 6
Coding region: 371-1660 (429 amino acids)
Biological process (GO): proteolysis; apoptotic process
Cellular component (GO): cytoplasm
Source: RefSeq, a predicted model, not a curated record